Messenger RNA from Hippopotamus amphibius kiboko, 1059 nucleotides. Its product is annotated as melanoma-associated antigen 10-like. Gene Ontology annotation, biological process: negative regulation of transcription by RNA polymerase II. Gene Ontology annotation, cellular component: nucleus. Lineage: Eukaryota; Metazoa; Chordata; Mammalia; Artiodactyla; Hippopotamidae. The record is from RefSeq and is a predicted model, not a curated record. The transcript has a single exon. Bases 1 to 1059 code for a protein of 352 amino acids.
AUGCCUCCUGCUCCAAAGCGACGGCGCUGCGUGCUUGAGGAAGGCCAUGAGGCCCAAAGCGUUGCCGUGGCUGUGGAAGAGGAUGACUCCUCAUCCUCCUCCACCAGCUCCUCUUCUUUUCCGUCCUCCUCGUCCUCUUGCUAUCCUCUGAUCUCCAGUACCCCAGAGGAUGUUAAUACUCCCAGUCCUUCACAGAGCCCUCUGAGUGCCUCCCCCUCUAGCCCCCCCACUGCUGUCGCCUCUGCUCCACUGAGCCAAUACGAGGAUGUCUCCAGCAGCCAAAAAGAGGAGGGUCCGAGCACCUCACAGGCCCUGCCAGAUGCCGAGUCUUCUCACAGAAAUGGGAUUGAUGACAAGGUGGCCGCUCUGCUGGAGUUCCUGCUCCUCAAGUAUCGCACCAAGGAGCCGACCACAAAGGAAGAAAUGCUAAACAUGGUCAUCAAAGAUUGCCAGGACCACUUCCCUGUGAUCUUCAGUGAAGUCUCGGAGUGCAUGCAGCUGGUCUUUGGGGUGGACGUGAAGGAGGUGGAACCCAGGGAGCACACCUACAUCCUGGUCACCACCCUGGGCCUCACCUGCGAUGGGAUGCUGGGUGAUGAGCAGGGCUUCCCCAAGACUGGCAUUCUGAUACUUAUCCUGAGCUUAAUCUUUAUGGAGGGCAAAUGUGCCCCUGAGGAGCAGGUGUGGGAAGUACUGAAUGUGAUAGGGGUGUAUGCCGGGAUGGAGCACUUUAUCUAUGGGGAGCCCAGGGAGCUUAUUACCAAAGCGUGGGUGCAGGAGGGUUACCUGGAGUACCGGCAGGUGCCCGACAGCGACCCUGCCCGCUAUGAGUUCCUGUGGGGACCCCGGGCCCACGCGGAGACCAGCAAGAUGAGUGUCCUAGAGUUUUUGGCCAAUAUCAAUGGAAGUGACCCUAGAUCCUUCCCUCUGUGGUAUGAAGAGGCUUUGAGAGAUCAGGAAGAGAGAGCCCAGUCUGCAGUUGCUAGCACAGAUGAUACUACUGCCAUGGCCAGUACAAGUGCUGGUGCCAUGUCCAGCAGCAGCUUCUGCCCUGAGUGA